Molecule: messenger RNA, 2203 nt
Organism: Spirometra erinaceieuropaei
Lineage: Eukaryota; Metazoa; Platyhelminthes; Cestoda; Diphyllobothriidea; Diphyllobothriidae
Source: the annotation of a GenBank genome assembly
AUGACAUAUGGUUAUGGACCCACGGUGGAAUUAGCUGCCACCGCGAAUUCCCAUGUCAACAGAGUUGAGAACCGAGCCGAGGAAGCCUCUAAUUCAUGGGGGUCAAGCUCUCUUCAGAGCCCUCUGAUGGGAGGCAGUGCCGAUCAACCCCAUCGUGCAGCUAUUCAAGAUACCUCAACAAGAUCCGCGGACGAAAUUAACGGGGACAUAAAUACCAGUAUGACAGCCCCUUCCUUUUCGCCAGUCCACUUAGACGAGGGCAAAGGACCGGUCAACGACGUCCAAACCGCAGAACACAGAGGAAUGCUUAACAAGGAUCACUGCAUCAUAAUUCAGGGCCUGCCAGAGUCCACCGCCAGUGCCCCCAGGGAACGAGUCGCUGCUGACUUAGAGCAAUUCCAGAAACUCCUAAAUGAAAUGCUGCAACCAACAGAAGAUGUCACAGUCGUAAAGGCGUUUCGUCUUGGUAGCCGUACAACCGCCGCUCCACAGACACGACCAAGACCCCUGAAACAUGUCCUAGGUAGCAAUGAGCAGGCGAAACUAAUCCUUUCCAGACGUUUUCGACUGAAAAAUUCCCAUAAAGGAGUGUUUUUUCAGCCGGACUACUCACUUGCCGAGAGAAUGAAACGCCGCGAACUUGUCCUAGAAUUGAGAACAUGACAAACCAACGGAGAAAAAGGCUUGACAAUCUACAACGACCGGAUAGUCAAACGACAUUCCGCCCCCCUCUGGAUCAAGCCGAUCCGAAUGACCGCACAGGUAGCACGGUAGCUUGUGUCGGGGUUGAUAAAAAAUUACGCAUGAACUCGAAACUCAUAUUCAUGUAUACCAACGCGCAAAGUGUACUUUCUAAACUGGAUGAACUUCGUAUCCUUACCCAUGACCUCCACACAGACGUUAUCUCAAUAACAGAAACAGAACAGAUUGAUGAUAGACAACUCAUGCUCCUUGGAUUUCAACUGUUCCGCAGAGACAGACAAAACAGGAGCGGUGGAGGCAUAGUAACAUUUGUUAAAAAUGGCUUAUACGUUUCAGAAAAACUGCUCAAUUAACUUGCAGUACGGAAGCGUUGUGGCUGACCAUAAGGGCACCGGGCUCUCAAAGCCUCGAUAUCUUGACAGUAUAUCGCCCCCCGAGAAAUGACCCUGAAGCUGAUGCCCAACUGCUGGAGGAGCUUAGGCUAUUUUCAAUGCGACCGGCUACUCUCAUCGUCGGUGAUUUUAAUGCACCUCACAUAAACUGGAGCUCGGCCUCAGCCGACUGCUCUGAAGCAGCAUUCGACCAGCAGUUAGUGCGUACCUCCGACAGUCUGCUUCUAACCCAACACGUAAUGUUUCCAACGAGAGUUCGAGAGGGCCAGCAAAUGAAUUGCCUUGAUCUGGUGUUCACCAAGUCCUCUGACAAUAUCGACGUUGUUAAUUGCCUCCCCCCGUUGGGUCAGAGUGACCAUGUAGUUCUCAUGUGGGAAUACACCUUAUUCUCCCUGCCUGCACAACCGCUCGAUUCCCGACCCAAUAUCUGGCGCGGAGAUUUCGAACAGAUGAGAAGGGAUCUAAGUCCUAUCGACUGGGCAUCCACUCUAUCCGGCGAUGUCGAAGAGGUUUGGUGUCAGUUCAAAGAGAUAGUCCACAACCUCAUCUCCAACCAUUGCCCAGUCAUGCACAGAAGACUAACAAAUAGACCCCGCUGGCUGACUCCGUCCUUAAAGAAGGAGGUUAACAAGAAGAGGAAGCUGUGGAAAAGAUCCCUGACUGACCGGACGCCAAAAUCCCUAAGCAGUUAUAAGUCUCAGAGAAAUCGGGUCAAAGUUCUCAUCGCUAGAGAUCGGAAAGCCUUUGAAAAGGAUCUUCUCAACCGUGCCAGGGUUAAUCCCAAAGUCCUCUACAGCUACAUAAGACAGAGCACGCGGAACAAAGACCCCAUCCCACUGCUGCGAACAGCCGAGGGAAUGGAAAUCUCCGAUGACAAGGAUAAGGCUGAACACCUCUCUCAGUUUUUCCGGUCCGUCGUGACAAGUGAACCUGAUUUUCUCUCCCCCAUGUGUGAAGACGAAGAAAAGCCUACCCUUGAAGCCGUAUUCUUCACCGAAGCAACUGUUCGGAACGAGUUACUUAAUCUGAAAGAAUCGAACUCCCCAGGCCCUGAUGCAAUCCCCGCCAAGCUGCUGAAGGAGCUAGCUCCCAAAAUGUCCAAGCCAUAA